Molecule: messenger RNA, 526 nt
Organism: Rattus norvegicus (Norway rat)
Lineage: Eukaryota; Metazoa; Chordata; Mammalia; Rodentia; Muridae
Gene: Spmip11
Product: sperm microtubule inner protein 11
Exons: 4
Coding region: 27-422 (131 amino acids)
Biological process (GO): flagellated sperm motility
Cellular component (GO): axonemal A tubule inner sheath; sperm flagellum
Source: RefSeq, marked provisional
CAUUCUGGAGAGAAGGGGGCGCCAAGAUGUCUUUCUUCAACAUAUAUCUACUAGGACACCAGCAUUACUUUCGGAGUAAAAAAAGAAACCCAACCAAAGAAACAAACCAGAAGGAUGCAAUGGCCACAAGGCUUCCCCCAAUCACCUCAGAAGAUGGUAAUUAUUCUGUCCACCAGAACAGCCAUGAGAGGUACCAGGAAGCUGUGCGAAAGGUGCUGUUAAGAUCAUUCCCCAAUCAGGUCUUCAGAGUCCCUGUGACCGACGCACAGAACUUCAGCUUCUGGCGGUCCAACAGCCCAGGCGUGCGUCCGGAAAACAUCAUUCCUUGGGUCAAGACUCCACGCCAUUGUCUCAUCAAAAGCCCAAUGACCAGAUUUGUGGAUCAUUCUCAUCUCAAUGACAAAACCUUCAGUCUAUACUGAGGAGGGCGCUCCUGCAGGACGAAUGAAAACUAGAAGGGGUGGUGAGGAGGGGUGAAAACAGGGGAGGAGGCGGGGAAGAAUGCAGAAUAAACAAACUGAACUAG